CAAAUACUGCUAACAUUCCUAUGAGUUCAUCACCAAGUCUUGCUUCUGUACCUGCUUCUAUGAAUUUUCAAUUUUUAACUACAUUAGGGGGCUCACGGACCUAAUAUAUGACCUUUCUCAGCCCUAGUACCCCACCGCGGCAACCUAGGGCAGGCGAUCCAGGGAGCGCCGGGCUGACCACGGAACAGUGCGGGGAGUCCCCAUGGCGCCGCGGAUGGCCCCGGAAAGGGCCUCCGCUCGGCCUGCAUACUUUAAGCCUGGGGCUGUGAGCUUCGCGGACGUGGCCGUGUACUUCUCCCCGGAGGAGUGGGGGUGUCUGCGACCGGCACAGAGAGCCCUGUACUGGGAGGUGAUGCGAGAGACCUACGGUCUCCUGGCCUCUCUUGAAGUCGGGGGCGCCAAACCAGCGCUCAUCUGCUGGGUGGAGGAAGAGUCGGAACUGUGGGGACCCGGUGCCCAGGAUCCAGAGGUGGCCAUGUGCAACACACAAGGNGACUCAGGUGACGGACUGGAUUGCAGACAUAAGGAGGAAAGGAAGAGACCAAGGGAAGAGACUGAGGCAACUCAGAAGAUAUUUUCUACAGAAGCUUGGCCUAAGGAGCCACGCCCCUCCUCUGAUGCCCCUCCUUGCAACUUGGAGCUGCUGUCCAAGGACUCUCAGCAGGGGCACCCCACUGUUGCUGUGCACAACGUUAUCCUAAAAGCAGACAAGCGUCGUGAGUGUCAUUUGUGUGGGAAGAGUUUUGCCCAGCGGCCCACCUUGGUGGAGCANCUGUACACUCACACAGGUGAAAAGCCAUUUCGUUGCCCAGACUGUGACAAGUGUUUCGGCCGGGCUUCUUCUCUGAGCAUGCACCGAGCCAUACACCGAGGGGAACGGCCUCAUCGGUGUCCUGACUGUGGGAAGACUUUUACCCAGCGGUCCACACUGGUGGCGCACAUGUACACUCACACAGGUGAAAAGCCAUUCCAUUGCCCCGACUGCAACAAAUCUUUCAGCCGGCCUUCUUCCUUGAGCUCGCACCGGGCCAUACACAGAGGGGAACGGCCUCAUUGUUGCCCUGACUGUGGCCGAGCCUUCACGCAUCGCUCUGGCCUCAUUGCCCAUCUCCGUGUCCACACUGGGGAGAAGCCUUACUGUUGUGCUGAUUGUGGACGCUGCUUCAGCCAGAGCUCUGGGCUCCGUGAGCACCAGCGGGUGGUUCACAGCGGCGUGACCCCCUUUACUUGCACUCACUGUGGCAGAGCCUUUGCGGAUUCCAAAUAUCUUCGGCGCCACAUGCGCAUCCAUACAGGUGAAAAGCCUUAUUCAUGCCCUGACUGUGGACGCUGCUUUCGCCAGAGCUCUGAAAUUCCAGCCCAUAAGCGGACCCACACUGGUGAGCGUCCUUACCCCUGCCCUCANUGUGGCAGGCAGUUUCGCACAAAGUCAGCUAUGACAAGUCACCAGUGGGUCCAUAGACCAGGAGCUAAAGGCCAUAAGGACAAAAAAGCCAGUCAGUUAUCAAUAUCCCUGGACCCUAGCCAAGAGGACACAGAUCCACCUGUGGGCUUCCAGCAUUACGCAGAGAUAUUCCAAAAGUGCGGGUGAUGGUCUUAAAGGUGCCAGCAUUGAGGGUAAGAUAUGUACAUUGUUUGAGGCCCAGAGGCUUGAACCUAUGGCAACCUCCGGAAGUCACAGUCAGUCCAGCUAGUGCUGGUCUGAGCACCGUCAGUCUUCUAAGUGGUUUCCAGAUGCACCUGUGCAUCUGCACACACUUGGUAUCUACGUCUCUUUGCAUCUAUUGGGCUGGGCUGGGCUGGGCAACCCCACUAGAGCUCUAUGAGAAGUAGGGCAGUUUCCUGGCUCGGAAGUAUUGAGAGGCCUGAGGAUGAAGAGAGCCUCGUUGAAGUCUCUUUAAUGCAGAGGCUGAAGUUGAUGGCUCUGUGUGGAUUGAGCCUGCUGUAUUCUCCAGGAUUGAGUUACUGGUCAAGAGCCUGGUGUGGCGGUUCCUGCCUGUGAUGCCCACACUGGGGAGGUGGAGACAGGAAGAGCAGGAAUUUGAGACCAGUUUGGGUCACCUGGGACUGAAUCUAAAACUAAAUAAAAUUACAACUGUAAUUAUGGUUUAAAAAGCAAAGUAACAAAGGCCUAAGUUUCUAGGUUCUCUGGAAAAAAAUCCAAAAUAUUCAGCCAAGCAAACAAGACAGAA
This is a messenger RNA of Mus pahari (shrew mouse), 2192 nucleotides long. It is a transcript of the gene Znf764, whose product is annotated as zinc finger protein 764. The record is from RefSeq and is a predicted model, not a curated record. Gene Ontology annotation, biological process: regulation of transcription by RNA polymerase II. The transcript has 4 exons. Gene Ontology annotation, molecular function: DNA-binding transcription factor activity, RNA polymerase II-specific; RNA polymerase II cis-regulatory region sequence-specific DNA binding. Bases 203 to 1591 code for a protein of 462 amino acids. NCBI's taxonomy places the organism in Eukaryota, Metazoa, Chordata, Mammalia, Rodentia, Muridae. Gene Ontology annotation, cellular component: nucleus.